UUGUUUUUCUUAGUUUGUUUUCUUUUUUAUUUUAACCCGUAUUGAGAAGACUGAACUCGACGAUUAUUGUAUUAAUUUUUGUGGGUAUUAUUUUACAAUAACUUAAGGAUUCUAGUGAUCGGUCCUUGCAUCAUAUAAACUUGAUAUAAACAUAUAUAUAUAUUUAUAUAUAACUCAGUGACUAUUAUUUACAUUAUUGUGAUUGACGAGUAAAUACAACGAUGUACGCUAAAGGUAAAGGUUCCGCAGUACCUUCGGACAGUCAGGCCAGAGAAAAAUUGGCAUUGUAUGUUUACGAGUAUUUGCUUCAUGUUGGCGCACAAAAAGCGGCACAAACUUUUCUAUCAGAGAUACGAUGGGAAAAAAAUAUAACACUUGGGGAACCACCGGGAUUCUUACAUUCUUGGUGGUGCGUAUUCUGGGAUUUAUAUUGUGCAGCACCUGAACGACGUGAUUCGUGUGAACACAGUAGUGAGGCCAAAGCUUUCCAUGAUUAUGGAUUUGUAAACAGUGGUUAUGGCGUUAAUGGAAUAGCUCACAAUGCUGGACCAGCACCAUCACCACUUGGACAGAUGCCACCAAAUGACGGUAUGCCUGGUGGCCCAAUACCUCCUGGAUUUUUUCCAAACAACUCGACAAUGCGACCAUCUCCGCCCACACACCCCUCAUCACAGCCAUCUCCCCAGCACCCCCAGCCACCCCCGCCCCCACACUCGCAGAUGAUGUCCACUCAGUUUAUGGGACCUAGGUAUCCUGCUGGACCUAGACCUGGAGUACGUAUGCCGCAAAUGGGAAAUGAUUUUAAUGGACCGCCAGGACAACCAAUGAUGCCAAAUAGUAUGGAUCCAACUAGACAAGGCGAAGCUGGAGAGUUUGUAGGGUGGCAAGGACCGCCGGGUAUGAAUCCAAUGAAUCCACGAAUGAAUCCACCACGCGGACCAGCAAUGGGCCCAAUGGGUCCUGGUAAUUAUGGACCGGGAAUGCGAGGCCCACCACCGAACAGUAGUUUAGGUCCUGGAGGACCUGGAGGUCCUGGUAUGCCACCUAUGAGUAUGGCAGGACCUGGAAGACCACAAUGGCAACCAAAUACAUCAACACCUAUGAAUUAUUCAUCAUCAUCACCUGGUAAUUAUGGCGGGCCACCUGGUUCGACAGGACCACCAGGUCCAGGUACGCCAAUAAUGCCAAGUCCGCAAGAUAGUAGCAAUAGUGGCGGUGAAAAUAUGUACACAAUGAUGAAACCAGUACCUGGAGGCAAUAUGCCUGGUGAUUUUCCAAUGAGUGGGGGACCAGAAGGUGGGCCUAUGGGUCCCAUGGGACCCAAUACAAUGGGUCCAGUAUUGAACGGUGAUGGUCUCGACGGUAUGAAAAAUAGUCCAGCAAAUGGUGGUCCAGGUACACCACGAGAAGAUAGUGGCAGUGGAAUGGGUGAUUAUAAUCUAGGCGGUUUUGGUGGACCCGGUGAAAACUAUUUUUAAAUCAAAUCGCCUUGGAUCCAGCUACGAGAUCAAUAGACACCGGGUUUUUCACACAGUGAGAGGAAGGAUUCAGCGCGAAUAAGCUCUACUGAUAAGAAAUAUUUUAAUUUAAAAUUUAAAUAAAACAAAAAAAAAACAAUAAAUUAAUAACUGCACAGUAUAAUUUUAAAACAAAAGAACAAAUAAUUAUGAAUAAAAAAAAAAAGUACGAUAGUCGCGACGAGUUAAGACUAAUGCAUAAUGUACAAUACGUCGUUAUUGUUGCCAAUUUUUUAAAAAAUAUCCGUGUUAGUAUUAAGAAACUUAACAACGAUUAUUGAUAGUUAUUUAAUUGCCAUUAUCGCCAUACAAAACUAUGUACAUGCUUCUCUAAUACUCGCAAGGUUGCUAAUUAUUAUAUUAUUAUUUUUUUUUAUUUGUUUGUUUUACUUUAUUCUUUAUUUUUUAUUAUUAGUUUACACUUUUAAUUGUAAAAUUACGUAACGUUUGUUAUUAUUAAUUACCGCGGACUAUUUUUUAUUUAUAUUUAUUUUUAAAUAGCGUGUGGUUAUUAAGCGAUGGUGCCUGAUUUACAAAAGGUUGUUUAUCUUUUUUUAUAAUCAUAGUUUAUUGUGAUUUUUUUUACAUUACUUUAUUCUUACAUUUUUUUACGUGUUUCUCUAGUAUUAAUUCUUAAAUAAUUAUUAUCGUCACUAUUAACCUUUAUACCAUAGAUUAAAUUUUUUUAAAUCUAUAUUUUUUAUUUAAAUUUUAAAUUCGUAAUAUUAGGGGAAUUUUCAGACAUUUUCCUCCACUUUUUAAAAAAUUUCAAUGACAACUGUCAUAAGCGUUUCAAAAUUUUAUCAAUUAAUGAAAAACAAAUUGAAGCUUAAUUAAAAAAAGGACAAUUUUGCUGAGAUGUCGAUUUAUAAAAAAAUGACUUACUGUUGAUAUCAACUGGGAGUUAAACAAAAUUUGUUUAAUAAAUUUCAGGAAAAUUUUGAUUUCAAUUUUGUAAUUCGAAUUUUAAAAUUUUAUAGCCUGAAAUUUAUUCAACAAAUUUUGCUUAAUUCCUAAUUGAUAUUAAGUAAUUUUUUUAAAAUUCUAUUUCGAUGAAAUUGAAACUGCGUUGUCUUUUUUUAAUUAACGUUUCAAUUUUUUUAAAUUAAGGACAUUUACAGACAGUCCCCCUACUUUUUAAAAAUUUUCAAUGACAGCUGUCGUAAGACAAAAAAAAAAAGCAUUAAAAAAUCGAAAAAUUAAAGCAAUAAUUGGAAAAAGGAGAAUUUCGCUGAGAUAUCGAUUUAAAAAAUAAAUACUCACAGUUAUCAAUUAGGAAUUAACCGAAAUUUGUUAAAUAAAUUUUAGCCUAAAAAAUUUGACAUUCAAAAUUAUAAUUUUGACAUGAAGAUUUUACUAAAAUUUAUUUUCCAAAUUUCGUUCAACUCCUAAUUCAUAUCAACUGCAAAUAAUUUUUUUGAAAAUCUAUGUCUCGUCGAAAUUGUAACUGCGUUGCCCUUUUCUCAACUAAUGUUUUAACUUUAUUGUUAUUAAUUAUAAAAAUUUUAAUACGGUCAUUACAAUACUAUGGAAUAAAGGUUAAUAUUAAAUUACCAGUUUGUUAAUACAUUUAAAAGUAAACAAUAAAAAUUUAAAAAACAAUUAAAUUAUAAAUUUUUACUAUAAAAAUAAAAAUAUUCAAUAUUCUAGUCGAUUUUUUUUUCUUAUUUUUCUCUUUGCAUUUAAACAUGAAUAUUUUUUUUCUCUUUGUACAUCUGAAUAAUCAAUACUUAAAUGUACAGACAAAACUGGUACGAAAGAUAAAAUUCCUCAAUUUUUAUUGCUCAUUUAUUAACAAACUCCCGCUUAUAAAAAUUAAUAAAUCGGGAAUCCUCUUAAUUAAUUAUAAUUAAACAAAUAACUAAUAAUAAUAAAUAAUAAUAAUAAUCGGCAACUUACGCGUCACAAUUAUCUAGUGAUCUACACACUUGCGAUAAUCUAGGAUUUAUAAAAAAAAAAUAAUAAUAAUAAAAACAAAAGUCUUGCCGCUUGAUUGCUCAAUUAAUUAUUUCUUUUAUUAAUUAAUAAAUAAUAAUUAAAAAAAUAUUUGUACUUAUAAAUAACAAUUUUAAAACGUUUUAAAAAGUACAAUUGACGUCUUUGUCGUUAUUUUAAAUACGCGCUGUGUUUUUUUUAAUUACGAUUAAUAAUUAAUAACAAUAAUAAGUAAUUAAAUAAUUAUAACAAACAAUAAUUUAAAUAACCAAUAAAUUAUUGUCUAUGUUAUAAAUUUAUAAUUCGUGUUAUCGUGCUAAAUAACACGUUAUUAUGUACGUUUAUUUUUAAAUAAUUGAUAUUUGUAAAUAUUUUAGAAAUUAUUAUGAUUAUUAUUUUUUUAAAUACAACCCAAUUUAAAUAAAUACGAAAGAAAUAGAAUAACAGCAUGAGUUUUUGGGGCUUGUGUAUUUUUCUAUAAAACAAACAAUUUUAAAAAAACUAAUUGCCAUAACGGUUAUUAAUAGUAUUUAAAAUGAAUUAAAUUUUUUAAAUUAAACGUUAUAGAUAUAGCAAUGUAUGUAUAUAUUUAGAUAUAUUACUAAUAACCAUUAAUUAAUCAAUUAAAAAAAAGAACAAAGCCUUCAAUUGUAUAUUUUAAAUGGUGAAGCAAAAAAAUUAACAAUAACCCGUGUAAAAAAAAAUUCGUUUCAAAAGUGUUCCAAAACGUUUAUGAAAGUGAACUUUCAAAAUUGAGACAAUUCUGAGUUAAAGUUGAGCAUUUUUGGAACUAAAAAAAUUAGAAAGUGAACAAUUUUCAACUGAUGAAAGCUUUUCCUGCGUUUUUUUUUGUUUUUUUUUUUUGAGCAAAAAAAAAUUAUUUGAUUUGACAAUUUUUUGGGUUUGAAAAAUAUCAAUAAAAAGAAACUUAUUAGGAAUUAUAAAGAUUUAUGACUUUUACCAGAAUUAUUCAGGAAUAAGGCAAAAAAAAAAAAAAUGAUUUGAAAGUGUCAAUUUUUUUGGUGGAUCUCUUCCGGUUUUUCACUCAAAUAUUAAAAAUCUUCUAAAUAAUUAAUCAAGUUUCUUUUUUCUUUCCUCAGUCAAAAACGUCAAAGUUCAAUUAUAAUUAAAAAUGUUCCUACUUUCAAAUCAUAGUUUUCCUUAUAUUUAUAACUAUAUUUUGUAACCAGUUGUAUAUAGCCUUUAUUUUUACUUUUUAGAAAGUUCAGUUUUUUUGACUUGUUCAAAAAUAGUCAAAACAAUUAGUGAUUGGAACUAAUUAUGAACUUUUUAUGAACUCACAAAAUUGUCAAUUUAAAUCAAUUUUCGUUGAAAAAUUAGAAUAAAAAAAAACCCGCAAAAAAGUCAACACUAGUUGAAAAUAUUUCACACCUAUUUAUUUUAAAUUUCCAAAAAUGUUCAACAAAGUUCCAAAUUGUCUCAAUUUUGGAAUUUCACUGUCAGGAAUAUUUUUGAAACAAAUUUUUUUUACGCGGGAAUUUAAAAAAAAACGGGAUUUAUUAAAUUAACACCAAGUAUUUUGAGUGUUAUUUUUAUUAUUAUUAUUAUUAUUAUUAUUAUUAUAAAUGUUGCCCGGAUAAAUUUAAAUAUUAAAAUACAUUUAAAUAGUAAGAGGAAUGUUGUAUAAAAAUAAUAAUUAAAAUACGUUACUAUUUUUUUAUACAUAUAAGACACGUAAUGUGAGUACUGAACAUUAAUGAAUGAAUGAAAAAAAAAAAAGUAAAAUAAUAAUAAUAAUAAAAUUAUAACAGACUACUUAAAAUAUAAUUAACAUAUUUAAUUUAUAAAGCAUAAUUAACUAAUUAGAAAUAAUUAGGGAAUAAAGUUAAUUGAAUUUAAAAAAAAAUAAUUAAUAAUUAAUGAUAAAAAAAAAAAAGAAAGAAAACAAUAUUAGAAAAAAAAAGUCCGUCCGCAGGUGGUUAUAGGUCAGUACCAGACUAUACUGUGCUGCUAUUACUUAUUAUAAACUUUUUAAAAAAACAUCUAUAUAAAUAAUAAACGAUUUAAUGUAAAAUAUAAAUGAACAUAAUCGAGUGUAAGUACGAAAUUUUGGACUAGUUAUUUUUAAUUAUUUUAUAUUACUACUAUGCUGCAGUAUGACGCUCAUCUUUCUAUAUUAUUUUUUAUUAGAUUUUGUUGUUUAUCGAGACUGAACUAAUAUAAGAAUUUCGAUUUAUAGUAUAAAUAUAUAUAUAGAUAAUUUAAAAUAAUUAAUAAUUAUUAUUGUUAUAAAUAUAAUAACGUUUGCCGUUUAUAUUUAAAAUAAUAAAUACUGGUCCGAAAUAUCGUUCUCAGAGCUCUCGUUCUUAAUGAAAAAUAAAAAAAUAAAAAAAAAAAUAUAAAAAAACUGAAAUAAAAAAAAAUAUACAUAACAAUUUUUUCCUAAUUUUUUUUUUCUUUAAUUAUGAGAUUAAACUCGAUUUAUACUCGACGUCGAAGGUACGCUUACGUUCCAAGAUUUAUCGUAAUCUGGAAAGUCAUUUUAUAAAUAAUAAUUAUUAUUACUAUUAUUAUUAUUAUGAUUAUGAUUAUUAUUAUUAUUAUUAUUACUCUAUUAUUAUUAUUAUUAUUACUAUUAUUAUUAUUAUUAUUAUUACUACUACUAUUAUUAUUAUUAUGAUGAUCAUUAUUAUGUUUUAAUUAAUUAAUAAAUAAAUAAAUGAA
Microplitis mediator is the source of this 6137-nucleotide messenger RNA. RefSeq names its product single-stranded DNA-binding protein 3 (gene Ssdp). NCBI's taxonomy places the organism in Eukaryota, Metazoa, Arthropoda, Insecta, Hymenoptera, Braconidae. Gene Ontology annotation, biological process: positive regulation of transcription by RNA polymerase II. The record is from RefSeq and is a predicted model, not a curated record. The transcript is spliced from 14 exons. Gene Ontology annotation, cellular component: nucleus. Gene Ontology annotation, molecular function: protein binding; single-stranded DNA binding. Bases 222 to 1478 code for a protein of 418 amino acids.